Molecule: messenger RNA, 3460 nt
Organism: Papilio xuthus (Asian swallowtail)
Lineage: Eukaryota; Metazoa; Arthropoda; Insecta; Lepidoptera; Papilionidae
Gene: emp
Product: epithelial membrane protein
Exons: 13
Coding region: 600-2147 (515 amino acids)
Cellular component (GO): membrane; cytoplasm; lysosome
Molecular function (GO): scavenger receptor activity
Source: RefSeq, a predicted model, not a curated record
GUGAAUAAGUUAAAAAGACACUCUUGGUCUGAUAUUUCAUGAAGAGACCAUCGUUAAUUGAAUUAUGUAUAUAUCAUUUGAAGUUUCGUUGUUAUCAAUAAAAAGUGCCGUUUGAUACACGCAGACUUGAUUAAAAGUUAAGCUUAGCUGCUGCUCAAAUAUUAAAUCGCGUCGUUCGUCAAAAAAGAAAAAUAAUGAAAAUGUGGCGCCAACAUUUUGACAGUUGUCAGAACCCUUCAGUAAAUGUCGUGUAAAAUUUAUAGUGUGAAAUGUCGUUUGAUAAAUGUAUUUGAAAUAAUAGACUUUGUGUUUUGAGAAACAUAAAACAAAUAUAGUAUUGAAAUAUUAACCAGGAUUUUCGUAGUUGCUGGAGCUGCGCACACGCAUGCCAACGCUCCCAUUGCCUCAGUCGACGUCAGACCGCCGCACGGAAGGGACGUGUCGUUCCGUCUUUAGAUUCUGAAUACAUUCAAACAAACUAAAAAAAAAACUAAAUGGAACGACACUGGUGAUUUAAGUGUUGUGCUUGUGUGUGACGUGUCUGUGUGUGUUGUGGUAUUUUUAAUUGAAUUUAAAAUAAAAAUAAUUGACAGUUUAAAAUGCAGGGCCGCGACAAACUAUGCGCGAAGCUCUCCAGCGCAUUCCUCAGAAAGUGGUGGUUCGUGCUGGCUUCCGCCGUAGUGCUACUAUUAUUGGGCAUAAUAUGUGCAAUAUUCUUCUCAUCAUGGGUCAAGCUAUUUAUAGAUCACGAGCUGGUGCUCCGCCCCGGCUCGAUGACGUUCGAGUGGUGGGCGCGACCACCGGUGCGGCCCUUCGUCAACGUAUACGUCUACAAUGUCACCAACGCGGAUGAAUUCCUCAACAACGGAUCCAAGCCCAUACUCGAUGAACUUGGACCAUACGUUUACUCGGAGGAGUGGGAGAAGGUGAACAUAACCGACAACGAGAACGGGACGCUCUCCUUCCACUACAAGCGAACGUACACCUUCCAGCCGGACAUGAGCGCCGGACCGGACGACGACGUUGUUGUUGUCCCCAACAUACCUAUGCUGAGCGCUACAUCCCAGUCCAAACACGCAGCACGAUUCCUUCGUCUCGCCAUGGCAUCUAUCAUGGAUAUUCUGAAGAUCAAACCAUUCGUCGCGGUGUCUGUGGGCCAGCUAUUAUGGGGCUACGAGGACCCCCUGCUUAAACUCGCCAAGGAUGUCGUACCCAAGGAACAGAAGCUGCCUUAUGAGGAAUUCGGACUUUUCUAUGGUAAAAACGGCACCUCCCCAGACAUAGUGACCAUGUUUUCCGGCGCAAAGGACAUGGAACACUACGGCAUCUUCGACAGGUACAAUAUGCGAGAGCGUCUUCCUCACUGGACGACAGACGAGUGCAACAGCAUUGCUGGCUCCGACGGCUCAAUCUUUCCGCCUCACAUCACAAAGAACGACACACUCAUGGUCUACGACAAGGAUCUCUGCAGACUUCUACCACUUAGGUUCCUUCAGGAAGUGGAGUCCAAGGCUGGCGUGCAGGGGUACAGGUUCACGCCGCCUGAGGACGUGUUCGCAGCGGACGAGCACAACAAGUGCUUCUGUCCCGCCGGCCCGCCCUGCGCACCGCACGGACUCUUCAAUGUAUCACUCUGCCAGUACGACUCCCCUAUAAUGCUGUCGUUCCCCCACUUCUACCUGGCGGACGAGAGCCUGCGAGCCGCGGUGGAGGGCAUCUCCCCGCCUGUGCCUGAGAAACAUAGACUUUACAUCGACGUACAACCGGAGAUGGGUAUAGCGAUGCGAGCACGCGCUCGUAUUCAGAUCAACUUGGCGGUGUCUCAGGUCGUGGACAUCAAGCAGGUCGCCAACUUCCCCGAUAUCGUCUUCCCUAUACUUUGGUUCGAGGAGGGCAUCAACGAGCUGCCGGAGCAGGUGUCCUCGCUGCUGCGGCUGGCAACACGAGUGCCGCCAGUGGCGCGCUCGGCGCUGGGCUGGGGGCUCUCCGCGCUCGGCUUGCUGCUCAUACUGCUAGCUGUCACAUGCCUUAUCAGAUCAUCACACCGGCAAAGCACGUUGAGGCUGGAGGGUCACGCGGUGGCGAAGGCGCCGCCCGCAAAGACCCCCGGCAAAGAGAACGGCUACGAGCUCAACAACAGAAGAUAACCUGUCUACAUAUAUUUUAAUUAAAUGACAAUUUAUUUUUUCAUACAAAAUGUCUUGAGACUGACGAUGAUAGGUUUUAGACAUUCUUACUUCUUAUUCAUCUCACAAAGACAAAAGAACCAUAGACUUUUGACACCGAGAUUUGACAUCUUCGAUAGAAUAAUUUAUUUUUUUAUAAACAUUACCUAAGCUAAAAAUAUGAUUCCAUUUGAAAAUAUUUUAAUUAAAUGAAAAUUAUCAAUUUAUUGGUAAUUUACUAUUUGCAACUUUAUUGGAAGCCAGUUUGUCUAGAACCAUAAACUGUUUUUUUUUUAACUAGAGAAGGAAAAUGGCGAAUACUCCAUAAAACGAACUCUUAAUUGUACUUUAGUUAAUUCUUAACAAAUUUUAUUUUAUAAUCGAAAUGUCAAAGUGACAUUUACGUUUGUCAGUUUGACAUAUUCACAGAGUAGCCGUUUUUUUAUAGCAAUAUAUUUUAAUACUUACAUCCUACAAAUCUAACCGUCGGUGACUUGCAGUGGGGGAAUAGGGAUAAGUAAAUAUUAGCAUUUUUUACUUGUGUAGGUACCACCUUAUUAUUUUUGCUAUAAGUCUUUUUUCCUUUUAUAUAUUUUAGUCUCUUACAUCGACGAUUGUGAUAAUGUUUUUAUAUUGAACAAAUUUUAGAAUAAAACAUUUUCAAUGUAAAAAUUGCAUGCGACAUUUGAAAAGUAAUUUCAUUUUAAUGACAAACUUCUUAUGACAUUAAACAAUCAUUAUAACAAUAUCACAACUUGUAAAUAUUACUAUAAAUUUCUAGUAACUUAGAUGAAGUGCAGACAAUAUAUUUUUUUUUUAAUUUAGCAUAGAACAAGUAACAAAUCGGCCAAUAUCUGUCACCUAAAAAUACCUUUUUUUUAACUUUUUUUUAAAUACAAAGUUAUGUUUUAAAUUUGCAUAUUAUUUUAUCACUUUUACUUGUCACGCUAUAAUCAAAAGUAAAUAAAAUACUAUUAAUUUGAAUUUUAAAUUAGGACAAAACGUACGUAAAUAGUCAUAAGUAAGCUAAUUUUGACCUAAAUAUCAACGGGAAUAUUUUCUUGCGUUACGUUACAAUUCACAUUCCAUAAUUAAUAAUUUGACCUUGACAAUUAUUAAUAUUAAAAAUAAAUUUUGUGUUAGUACGACCAUAUUACCGAUAUCUACUAGUCUAAUGUGGGUCCGUCCUUUUAUUUUUAGGCGUACUUUUAACUCUUUUACCAUUUUACUAUUCGUAGUCUUAAACGCGGAUUGGUUAGAAUCUAAGUCGUAUGUUGUAAAAAAAUAUAUAUAAA